This is a messenger RNA of Amphiprion ocellaris (clown anemonefish), 6819 nucleotides long. RefSeq names its product calmodulin regulated spectrin-associated protein family, member 2b (gene camsap2b). Gene Ontology annotation, biological process: negative regulation of microtubule depolymerization; cytoplasmic microtubule organization; neuron projection development. The transcript has 23 exons. The record is from RefSeq and is a predicted model, not a curated record. Gene Ontology annotation, cellular component: microtubule minus-end. Gene Ontology annotation, molecular function: calmodulin binding; microtubule minus-end binding; spectrin binding. The coding region runs from base 536 to 5116 and encodes 1526 amino acids. NCBI's taxonomy places the organism in Eukaryota, Metazoa, Chordata, Actinopteri, Pomacentridae.
AUCCUCCGAUCAGUGCGGCAGGAAAAGCGCAGAGGAGACACGGCGGAGAUAGCGGGAGAGAGGAAAACAGAGGCGAAAAACAAGAACAACAUGGACUCAAACAGUCUGAUCGGAUCGUCUGUGAAACUGUCCUCCGGUGUUGGACUAUAGAUCUCCUCCUCACAGCGGCUCCGUUAUGUCGGCCAGCCUGAGGAUAAUAAUACUGACAGGGAAUGGAGGAAAUCUUCAGAAAUCCUGCCACUAAACUGCGCCGUGGUGUCAGGCUUUAAGGCUUUUUAUUAGACUGAAACAGAAGGACAUGAAGCUGAGGAUGGUGCUGCUGCUUUAACCGAGGGGCGCCUUUUGGUUUCCAACUCGUCGUGCUCUCCAACAUCAGGCCACGCUCAAAGUUUUUUUUUUUUUUUUUUUUUUCAGCAGAAGGGGAAAAUUUGCUGCAUUGAAUUCCUCUGGACGGGAUGUCAUCCGCAGUCAGGAGCAACUCCUCCGGCUGACUGAUCCUCCAGCGGCGAGCAGCGGGACGCACACAGAGGAAACGAUGGGAGAUGCGGCAGAUGACAGAGGGAUGAGACGCACCUUCAUCGUCCCUGCCAUCAAGAGCUUCGAUCACUACGACUUCACCAGGGCCAAGAUCUCCUGCAGCCUGACGUGGCUGGUGGCCAAAGCUUUCGGAUCGGAUGCAGUACCAGAGGAGCUGGUUGAGCCUUUCUACAGGGACCAGUACAACCAGGAGCACCUGAAGCCUCCAGUCGCCUGCCUGCUUCAGUCUGCAGAGCUCUACUGCCGGGCAGGAAGCCUGAUCCUCCGCAGCGAUGCCGUCAAACCUUUACUGGGACACAACGCUGUCAUUCAGGCCCUUGCACAGAAAGGCCUGUACGUCACCGAUCAGGACAGACUGGUCACCGAGAGAGAUCUGACCGGUACGCCCAUACACAUGAGUUCCCACCUGGCGCUCAUCGACACCCUGAUGAUGGCGUACACGGUGGAGAUGGUGAGUGUGGAGCGGGUGAUGACCUGCAUCAACAGAUACUCCUCGGCUGAACCCUCCCACACCGACGGACACAUCCAGGAGCUGCCUUAUGACACAGAGGACGCCAUCACCACCUGGAUCAACAAGGUGAAUGAACACCUGCGGGACAUUCUGGUGGAAGAGCAGAAGUUGAGAGAGGCUUCUUUCCAGGAGUCAAACGCCACAACACACAAAUCUCCUAGCAAAUGGUACUGGAGAUUAGUACCUGCUCGCUACAGGAGGGAGCAUGCCCAGAGGAGCGCUCCGUCGCUCCCUCUGGUGGACAACCUGCUGAAGGAUAACACAGACGGCUGCGCCCUGACUGCCCUGCUGCACUUCUACUGCCCACAGGCUGUCAGGCUGGAAGAUAUCUGCCUCAAGGAGACCAUGUCUCUAGCUGACAGUCUGUACAACCUCCAGCUGGUGCAGGAGUUUUGCAGGAACAACCUCAACCACUGCUGCCACUUCAGCCUGGAGGAUUUGCUCUACGCACAUGCAUCUGUAAAGAGUAACUACCUGGUGUUUAUGGCAGAGCUUUUCUGGUGGUUUGAAGUGGUUAAACCCUCAUUUGUACAGCCCAGAGUGUUCGAUCCAAACGCCUGUGAACCUAUAUCAUCCUGUAGAAAUAUGGCACCUGUGUCCAGCCCAGUUAAACAGAGCUAUGCAGACAGACCCUCCAGCCCAGAGAACAUCUCUACUGAAGGUGUAAUGAAGAGAUCUACCUCCAUGUCCUACGUAGAUGGCUGCGUCGGGACAUGGCCCAAAGAAAAACAGUCCUCCUCUCGGGGAAUCUCCUUUGAGAUUCCUCUGGACGGAGACCCGACCUUGCCGUCCUGUGAGGCUCCGUCUCUCCGCGGUAUGACCCGCUCAGCCAGCAGCGACGGUCUUGGGUUCAAAAUUCACUAUGCAUCCCGAGGAGGCAUUAAACGCCACGUCUCCCUCAUGCCUGUCAGUGUAAAUGGGCAGAGCAGACACAUACCAGAGGAGGACGAGGACUUCACCUCCCACAAACCGUUGGGAAGGAACAACACAUUCUCAGUCAAGAACCAAAGCAGGUACUCUAAUGGAGUCCUACCAGACAGCAACAGCCCCAGCCAUCACCAUGGCAACCACACUGGUCACAUCAGCCCUACGACCCCUCCAAGCAUCGAGGAGGCUCUGAAGAUUAUCCACGACACUGAAAGGCCCCACGCUAGCCUGGGUGUCGGGGACGGAGACAAUGGCUUCUUUCUCCACGGUGCAGAACCUUCCGACCCUCCAGGGGCCCAAGGUCAAGGAGACGACCUGGGCUCGGCUAAGGCACGGCUGAAUGACCAUGACCCCAACUCUGUAUCCACGGAUGAAGUGGACACGGGCAUCCAUGUGCGUACUGAUGACAUCCAGAGCCUUGAUGAGGACUCCUCCUCCCUGAGAGACUAUUCAGAUAUAGACCCAGACUGUGAGGCCAUGACCCGGUCGUGUCCUCUGCCUGACAGGCCGGAGAGGGAGAAAAGCAGGGAAGGAGGACACAAAGGGGUCGCAGAUACUAACCCUGGGGGUGAAAGGGGAGAUGGAGCUGACAGAAGCAGCCCCUGCCCCAGCUCUGCACCCACAAUCCCCAGAUCACACACAAUGAGUCCGGCUUCAUCCUCCGGUGGGUCUGCAGGUGGUUUGGUGCGGAUGACGAGCUUCGCUGAGCAGAAGUUCAGGAAGUUAGAGGGAAGGAGCAGCGGAGGAACCACACCAGAGAGUUCAGAUCUCAAUGUGCCAUACACACACCCAGCAAGAAACAGUCCUUCUCAGAUCUCUACACCUCCCCUGCCAAUCACAUCGCCCUCUCCAAUAACUACUUCACCCAGAGACCCCUCCACCCUCAUCGCCUCAGAGAUGAUUCAGCUGAGGAUGAAGCUGGAGGAGAAACGUAGAGCCAUCGAAGCCCAAAAGAAGAAGGUGGAAGCAGCUUUUACUCGGCAUCGCCAGAGAAUGGGAAGGACUGCCUUUCUCAAUGUAGUGAGAAGGAAAGGCGUGACGGCCCCCGUCAGCCCCAGCUCAGGAGCCGAGACGCCCUCACCAGAACCUCUCACCUCCUCAAAGGACAACAGCCAGAGCAGCAUGGAGCGGGCGGAGAGGUGCAAGCCAGACGGAGCAGCUCCCAAAACCCCCUGUGAAGAUGGUGGAGGUGUAGCCCCCGGAGAGAUCGACCUUGCAGAAUACACUCGCUCCAUCGAGAGGCUGAACACGUCGCUGGGUUUCCUGCAGACGGAGAUGCAGCGUUUGGCUCAGCAGCAGGAGAAGAUCAUGGCCAUGAGAGAGCAGCAUCAGCAAGCCUGGGUCAUACCGCCUCCUGCUCCGUCUCCUCACAGGCAGCUCCGUGAGUUGCGUAGCAGCAGCGUAACAGGCCGGGGAUCGGGCCGAGGCUCCGUGGGGUCCUUAUCCCCCAUCCUGUCUUCUUCUGGUUCUCCUCGCGCUCCCAAUCGUUCCCCUGCUGGCAUUAAGCGACGACCAGCCUCCUUCCACGCCAGAACACCCCGGACACCACGUCCAAAUGAUCUGAAGGUCACCCCCUUCAGUCGGAUGCUCAACACCCCCACUUCAGUGGACAGCCUGCCCAGACUGAGGCGCUUCACUCCCAGCCAAACCCAGCUCAGUUCCUUUGCCUACUUGGGCCACGACGCCGGCACUGUAGAAACCAUGGACCAAGACACAAAGGACAACAAGGAAAACACUAAGAACAAAGAAGUGGCAGUGGAGAAGAAGAAUGCUGGCACUCCUCAGCCUCCGACUAAAGAAGCAGCCAAAGAGAAGGAAGAUGAAGAGGAGAGGAGAGAGACAGAGGUGAAGGGAGAAGUCAAACAAUCAAGGACGUUGGAGGUGUUGUGUCAGCCGGUGUCUGAGAUCCAAGGAGCCGCAGGCAGCCGGGUGAAGGAAGACAACCAGGACAGGAGAGACCUGGUGGAGGUGCCUCUGUCUGGGCUGAAGCCUCCAGAUGGACGAGGUCAGGAGGUAGCAGGAGGGGAGGGAGAAACAGGUGGAGACAUUUACGGAGAAGACCAGAAGAUGUGCUGUGGAUUCUUCUUUAAGGAUGAUGUGAAAGGGGAAGAGGACAUGGCAGCAAAGAAAGCAGCUCUGCUGGAGAAGAGGCUGCGGAGAGAGAAGGAGGCUCAGGAGAGGAAGCAACAACAGGAGCUGGACCAGGAACACAAGAGGGAAGCUGCCCGGUUGAAAGCAGAGGAGGACCAGCAGAAGAAGGAUGACGAGAAGGCGAGGAGGGAAUACAUCAAGAAUGAAUAUAUGAGGAGGAAGCAGCUUAAACUGAUGGAGGACAUGGACGAAGUCAUCAAGCCUCGAUCUGGAAGUCUCAAGAAGAAGCCACGGCCAAAGUCCAUCCACAGGGACGUCAUGGAGUCGUCUACUCCACCUGUGAGGAACACAGGGGUGCGUCCUCGAGGAUUCUCUGUGUCCAGUGUUUCUCUGGCGUCUCUCAAUCUGGCCGACAACUACAGAGACCAGGCAGAUAACAGGAAGAACAGCAGAGGCAACAAACUAGCUUCUGCCCAUAUCCCGUUUUAUUUAAGCUCCCCCAAAGAAAGAAAGGGAAGGCCAGACUCCGCAGAAGGUUUCUCUUCUUGUCCUUCGGCUGGUAGUCGUAACGGAGAGAAGGAUUGGGAAAAUGAUUCGACCACGUCAUCCACUCCCUCCAACACUGAGUACACAGGACCCAAACUGUACAAGGAGCCCAGCGCCAAGUCCAACAAGCACAUCAUCCAGAAUGCUCUGGCUCACUGCUGCCUGGCUGGCAAAGUCAACGAAGGACAGAAAAACAAGAUACUUGAUGAAAUGGAGAAAUCCGAAGCCAAUAACUUCCUUGUGUUGUUCCGUGAUGCCGGAUGCCAGUUCAGGUCCGUUUACGCCUACUGCCCCGAGACCGAGGAGAUCACCAAACUGGCCGGCAUCGGCCCAAAGAGCAUCACAAAUAAGAUGAUCGAUGCCCUGUACAAGUACAACUCAGAUAGGAAGCAGUUCAGCCAGAUCCCAGCCAAAACCAUGUCCGCUAGCGUGGACGCCAUCACCAUCGCCAGCCAUCUGUGGCAGACCAAGAAGCAGGGGAUGCCCAAAAAACACCCCAAGUAGUGCCAGAUGGUCGGGCAACGUUUGGACACGCUUCAUUGGACACACAGAAGAAUUUGUGGAUUUUAAUUUUUCAUUAAAAGGGACACACGUUUCCACUGUUGAAAAUCACAACUGGAAUGUAGAACACACAGAUGUUAUUGUUACAAAUACAGAGCUGGCUGUGUCCCUCUGGACUGCUAAAAUGAGGCACAAGUGUGGACUCGUCAGCAUGUGUAUCUAUGUUCUCAUGUGCCAAAAAAAGAGAAGAAAAUAAUAGGCGAACCAAUGCCUUACCUAGUUGAACCACUGAAGCACUGAAUGUCACGCCUUUGACAGAGGCAGUUUGGUUUCUCUAAGUUGAUCAUGUGUGGCCUUAUGCUUGUUUUGUGUCAUAUGGAUGCUCUGUGAGUGUUAGUGUCAUUUUGUCAGCGCCUGUUGAGUCUGUUUGUUGUGUGUACUCACAGAUCUGAGAUCAGCUUACGCCACCUUUACGGUCAUUUAAAGGGCGACCUGUCUGUGGUCAGAGGCAGCAUUUUUGAUGAGGGUUUUGCGCCAUAUAGGCAUGAAUUUCUGGGGGGGGGGUUGUUGUCGUUUUUUUAACAUAUGACUGAAAAACUUAUAAACAGUUCAAGUUUGUGUAUGUGUGUAUAGUGAAGUGCCAAGAAGAGUGAGGAAAAUACCUCAGCUGGUGAUUGCAAUUACUUUCCAAAAGUGUAAAAUGAUGAGAUUAUUGAGCAUACGGAGGAACAUCGAACAAUUCUGGAAAGCACCUGCAAUAGACUCUUAAUUUAUUUCAUUUUGAUAAUGCUUUGAAGAUAUUUUAAAAAGCGUCUUAGAUUUUAUUCAGAGAAACAUAAUAUACUAUGCGUAUAUAAGUUAAAAUUAGUUUGUAUAUAAUGGCAGUUCCAUUCAAAACAAACAAGUCAGCUUGUAGUAGCUUUGAGUAGCUUUUAUAAUUUAUCAUGUACGUGUAUCAGUAUGUUGUCGUUUUUGGGGCCUUUUUAUCGUGCUGCAGAUGCAAAAAGUGUGAUCACUCAACAGUAUCACCGAUAAGACUAUCAUGAGUAGUAGAUGGAAAUCCCACACUGUGUCAUCAGUCUGUGCAAUUUAAGAGUAAGUUAAAUAAUCACUAUUGACCAUGUUGCAGUUAGAACUAACAAAUACUGAAAAUGUCUCUUUAAUGUGGUUAUCGUCUGAGCUAUUAGAUCGGGGUUACCUUCAAAGUAGUCCACAAUUGUAAAUAAAAUGAAUUCACCUAUGCUAGCACUUAAAGACCCUGUCUACUGUUGUCCAGUCUGAUCAAAGAUGUUCCCACUUCAGGAGUGUCAUGCUUAUUACUUUACUUUUACAUUACGGUUACUUCUUUUUUUUAUUAUCAUGCAUUCCUUCAAUAUGUGUUGACACUGUACAGAUAUAUUUUGGCAUAUAGAAGUAUUUUUUGUAACAACAUUUACCUGUUGGAAGCAAGUACUAAUGAAGCAGUACAGCUGUUGAAGGAAGUGUGUUGAGUCACAGUGUAGCUGAGGAGGCGACGUGUAUGAGGUCUUAUCGAGGCUUUAGUGUGGUAUUGUGUGACAUGCAGUAAGUAUGCUGAGAAAAUCAUAGUAUUUUUUUCAACUUGAAUUCAUUUUCUUUUCAAUUAACAAAAUAUGCUCGACUCUUCAUGGAUUUUUGUUGUUUUUCUAUUCCUUUGAGCUUUAUUAAAAUGCCAGCUAUCAAUAGUA